AUGGCUUCUGCUAGUGCUAAUAAAAGACGUAGAGCUGAAACUGAAAGUGGAAGAGGAGGUCGUAUAUUUAACCCAUCUUGGACAAAUGAAUAUUUUGUAAUGGAGCAAAAUAAUUCAAUUAUGUGUCUCAUUUGUUUUGAAAAAAUUGCCGUGUGCAAAAUGUAUAAUGUUAAUAGACACUAUACUACAAAACAUGCAGCAACUUAUGAUAAAUUCAAGGGCCAAUUUCGUGUUGAUAAGGUAGAACUGCUAAAGAAAAAUUUUAUCGGGCAACAAUCAAUAAUGAAAAGCAAAGUAAUUAGCUCAUACAGUGCUACCAAAAUAAGUUUUUUAAUUGCAGAAAGUAUUGCAAAAAGUGGUCAACCUUUUUCUAGUGGAGAUUUAAUAAAAAACUCUAUAAAACAAUUUUGUAAUGAGGUAUGCCCUGAAAAAAUACAAUUUGCUGAAGAUCUCAGUCUUUCACACCAGACAAUUGCAAGAAGGGUUGAAGAUCUAUCAAAGAAUAUUGAAUUAGCAUUGAAAGAAAAACUAUGUAAGUGUGAAGCAUAUAGUCUGGCACUUGAUGAAUCAACAGAUAGAAGUGAUACGGCUCAGUUAGCUAUUUUUAUUAGAUUUAUAACAAGUAAUUUUGAAAUAAUUGAAGAACUGUUGGAUUUCAGGCACAUGAAAGGCACUACUAAAGGGGAAGAUAUUCUUUCUGAAGUCAAAAAAACAAUGAUAAAGUUUGAUUUGCCAGAAACAAAACUCUCUGGUGUCACUACAGAUGGAGCAAGUUCAAUGAAAGGAAAAAAUAAUGGAUUUGUGGCAUUAUUUAAGAAAUCCAUUAAGCACAACAUUCUUUCAUAUCACUGUAUUAUACAUCAGGAACAGUUAUGUGCAAAAGUAUUAGAAAUGAAAGAAGUCAUGGAAAUUGUUAUCCAAACUGUUAAUUUUAUAAGAAGUCGUGGCCUUAAUCACAGACAGUUCAAACAAUUGCUUGAGGAUUGUGGAAGUGAGGCAGAAGAUUUUCUAAAAAUUAAAGAUAAAGACACAAGCUUUCUUGAAAAUAAUGACUGGCUGAAUGAUUUGGCAUUUUUAGUUGACAUUACACAGAUGUUAAUGGAAUUAAAUAUCAAGUUGCAGGGUAAAGAUCAACUUAUUAGUAAAUUAUAUGAAAAUGUAGAAACAUUUGUUUUGAAAUUGAAACUUCUCAAACAACAAUUAAGUCAAAAAUCACUUAUCCAUUUUAAAACAUUGUCAGAAAGAAAUACCAACACAGUUGACUAUGAAAAAUAUUGUAAUCUUAUUUUAAAAGUAAUUGAUGAAUUUGACACAAGAUUUUGUGAUUUUAAAGAAGAAAAGAAUGAGUUAGACUUAUUUUCACAUCCAUUUUCCAUUAAAGUUGAGACAGUAAGAGAUGAAUUUCAAAUGGAAUUAAUAGAACUACAAAACAAUAAAGAUUUGAAAGAUGCUUACAAAGAUGUUGAAUUGUUAGAACUUUAUAAAAAAUACAUGAACAUUGAAGUUUAUCCACAUUUGUGCAAACACGCUAUGAAAUACUUUUCCCUUUUUGGAAGCACAUACAUCUGUGAACAAUUUUUUUCAAGAAUGAAACAUGUUAAAUCAGAGCAGAGACAUAGGUUGAAAGAUGAACACCUCACUGAUACACUUCGGAUUUCAUCGUCCACUAUAAAAGCUGACAUUGAUCAAUUGUGUAAAAAUAAACAAUGCCAAGUUUCCCAUUAA
Molecule: messenger RNA, 1725 nt
Organism: Hydra vulgaris (swiftwater hydra)
Lineage: Eukaryota; Metazoa; Cnidaria; Hydrozoa; Anthoathecata; Hydridae
Product: general transcription factor II-I repeat domain-containing protein 2
Molecular function (GO): protein dimerization activity
Source: RefSeq, a predicted model, not a curated record